AUGGGGACGCAGCAUUGUCCAGAAGCAGUGCUGAUGAGCUUGGAGGUUCGAGUGGAGAAACUCGAUCAUGGAUCCACUACAGCCAUCCUCCGUGGGCUUAACCGGUAUGUCACGGCCAGCGACCUCCUGCGUCUGCUGGACUACUUUCCGCCGCAUAUGGAACGGCGUGUGUACGACUUUGUGUAUGUGCCAUGGGCAACGGGCGGCACGGCCAACAUAGGCCUAGCGUUUGUAAACUUCGAAGAACACUGGCAAUGUCGCCAAUUUCUUCAGUGUCUUCGAUCGGCGCCAAAUCAAAGGCGUUUGUUGCAGUGGGGUGUGCGCUCAGUCGGUCAGUCCAUGAUCCAGGGGCGCGGUGGCAACUUAGAGGCUAUUUGCCAGAAGAGGGGGCUCGCCGGAAUGACGGACGAGGACGCCCCUCUCUGUCUUCACCAAGGCAAGGCCGUUUCUGCAACUUGGGUGUUGCAGCAGCAUCGUCUCGAAGGCAGAAGCUGGAGAACCCCACAAGAAGGAGGAAGAAGCCUCCCAUCGAGGAUGCAUCUCGGUACGGAUCAUGACAAGUUCGAGCCUGGAGUUUUCGAUUCGUCGGUGCAGAACGUCAGCCCAGGACGGCGAAGAGCCUGCAUCGGAUUUUGGAUGAUGGUGUUUGGGACAUACUUCUGCUUCAGCCGAGCGUCCAUUGGGAUUCGGAAUAAAAACCCUCAUGCUGCAAUGGCCGCAAAAAAAACGUUAAGUCGUUUACAAGACUCUGGCUUGGAGGUUGCGCAGUUUCUUAAUAUAUAG
Molecule: messenger RNA, 783 nt
Organism: Symbiodinium sp. CCMP2592
Lineage: Eukaryota; Dinophyceae; Suessiales; Symbiodiniaceae
Source: the annotation of a GenBank genome assembly